AUGGCCUCCUUCGGACUGUCCCCCCUGGACGCCCAGGCGAUGGAGGCGACGAAGGCGAACACGCUGACGGGCCUCGCACCCCGAGACACGACGGUGCCUAUCGUUACAACCUCCUCCGUCCUCGGCAUUGCGUACAAAGAUGGAAUCCUCAUGGUUGCGGAUACCUUGGCUUCCUACGGCCGUAUGUCGCGCUUCAAAGACACCUCGCGGUUCUUCACGCUGGGCUCGCACACGGCGCUGGCGACGACGGGAGACUACUCCGAUCACCAGAUGCUUGAGCGCACGCUCUCGCUGUACGCCCUCAAGGACUUCCUCCACGACGACAACUGCGCCAAGAGUGCGCACCAAUACGGCGCCUUGCUGUCGCGGCUGCUCUAUCAGAAACGCAGCCGCAUGAACCCGUGGUGGCUGAGCGUCAUCGUGGGGGGCUACCAGGGCGAGAAGCCCGACGUGGUGCCCGAGGCCUCCGCGAGCGUCGAGCCGCCGCGCAAGAAGAAGCCCUUCGUUCUCGGAUACGUGGACAUGUAUGGCACGUUCUACGAGGAAGACAUCAUCGCCACCGGUCUCGGCCGCUACUUCGCCAUCACACUGAUGAGAAACCAGCACCGCCCCGACAUGUCGGAGGAAGAAGCGCGGAAGCUGCUUGAGGAGUGCAUGCGGCUGCUCUUCUACCGCGACUGUGGCGCAUCCAACCGAAUUCAAUUCACGAAGAUCACGUCUGCGGGCGUCCAGGUCGAGGAGCCUUAUGUCAUUGACAGCAAAUGGGACUACGAGGGGUACGUGAAGAAGACGAUGGACAUGGAUCUUGCUGGAUGCGCGUGGUGA
This is a messenger RNA of Besnoitia besnoiti, 825 nucleotides long. Its product is annotated as putative 20S proteasome subunit beta 7. The transcript is spliced from 7 exons. Lineage: Eukaryota; Apicomplexa; Conoidasida; Eucoccidiorida; Sarcocystidae. Bases 1 to 825 code for a protein of 274 amino acids. Gene Ontology annotation, cellular component: proteasome core complex. The record is from RefSeq and is a predicted model, not a curated record.